Messenger RNA from Sorex fumeus (smoky shrew), 1611 nucleotides. RefSeq names its product lamin-B1-like. The coding region runs from base 166 to 1611 and encodes 481 amino acids. The record is from RefSeq and is a predicted model, not a curated record. The transcript is spliced from 8 exons. Lineage: Eukaryota; Metazoa; Chordata; Mammalia; Eulipotyphla; Soricidae.
CCCUUUGUGUUGUAACGCUCUCCCGCCAUCCCAGGUACUUCUCCCUCGCUCCCGACGCCGGGCUCUCGGCGAGCGCUGAUCGCGGGCUCGGGCGCCCCUCCUCCCCGCCCUCCCUGCUCUGCUCCCCUCCCUCCCCGGGCUACCGAUCGCCCCCGCCGCUCCGCCAUGGCAACCGCGACCCCCGUGCUGCCGCGGUCGGGCAGCCGCUCCAGCGCCCCCGGCACGCCGCUGAGCCCCACGCGGCUGUCGCGGCUGCAGGAGAAGGAGGAGCUGCGCGAGCUCAACGACCGGCUGGCCGUGUACAUCGACAAGGUGCGCAGCCUGGAGACGGAGAACAGCGCGCUGCAGCUGCAGGUGACGGAGCGGGAGGAGGUGCGCGGCCGCGAGCUCACCGGCCUCAAGGCGCUCUACGAGACCGAGCUGGCCGACGCGCGCCGCGCGCUCGACGACACGGCCUGCGAGCGCGCCAAGCUGCAGAUCGAGCUGGGCAAGUUCAAGGCCGAGCACGACCAGCUUCUGCUCAAUUAUGCUAAGAAAGAAUCCGACCUUAAUGGAGCCCAACUCAAGCUUCGAGAGUAUGAAGCAGCACUGAAUUCUAAGGACGCGGCUCUGGCUACGGCGCUUGGUGACAAAAAAAGCUUAGAGGGGGAUUUGGAGGAUCUGAAGGAUCAGGUGGCACAGUUGGAAGCCUCAUUAGCUGCUGCCAAAAAGCAGUUGGCAGAUGAAACUUUACUUAAGGUGGAUUUGGAGAACCGCUGUCAGAGCCUUACUGAGGACCUGGAGUUCCGAAAAAGCAUGUAUGAAGAGGAGAUCAAUGAAACCAGAAGGAAGCACGAAACUCGCCUGGUAGAAGUGGAUUCUGGGCGUCAGAUUGAGUACGAGUACAAGCUGGCUCAGGCCCUUCACGAGAUGAGGGAGCAGCAUGAUGCCCAAGUGAAGCUGUACAAGGAGGAGCUGGAGCAGACCUACCAUGCCAAACUCGAGAAUGCCAGACUAUCUUCAGAGAUGAACACUUCUACUGUCAACAGUGCCCGGGAAGAACUGAUGGAAAGCCGGAUGAGAAUCGAGAGCCUUUCCUCUCAGCUCUCUAACCUCCAGAAAGAGUCUAGAGCAUGUUUGGAGCGGAUUCAGGAGCUGGAGGACUUGCUUGCUAAAGAGAGAGAUAACUCUCGGCGCAUGCUGACUGACAAGGAGAGAGAGAUGGCGGAAAUCCGGGAUCAGAUGCAGCAGCAGCUGAAUGAUUAUGAGCAGCUUCUUGAUGUGAAGUUAGCCCUGGACAUGGAGAUCAGUGUUUACAGGAAACUCCUAGAAGGCGAGGAAAAGAGACUGAAGCUCUCUCCGAGCCCGUCCUCGCGGGUGACCGUGUCCCGAGCGUCUUCUAGCCGCAGCGUGCGGACCACGAGAGGGAAGCGGAAGAGAGUAGAUGUGGAGGAAUCAGAGGCGAGCAGUAGCGUGAGCAUCUCCCAUUCUGCAUCUGCCACCGGGAACGUGUCCAUUGAAGAGAUAGACGUGGAUGGCAAGUUCAUCCGCCUGAAGAACACGUCAGAGCAGUCAACAAACUAUUUUUCCAUAGAAGUUGAACCAGUUGACAUUCUCACCAACAGUGGAUGA